ACUCUACGGAAGAUCUCGCUCUCUCGUAAACAAACUUGUAGUUGAUAGAAAAGGAAAAUAUCUUUCGAACAAAAGUAUACGGUUCCACAAAUUUCAUUAUUAUUUACGUUAUGUAGGAAGUCAAAUUUUGUUCGUGUGCCUAGUCGAUUUGUUUUUCUAUCUUUAUUUAUGUAUAGUUAAAUUAAAGCAAGUUUAGUAAUCAUUACUAUUUUUUUCGUAAUUUGUAUUAAUUUAUUAUUUAUAUGUAAAACAGCUAUCAAUCAUUCUAGUUGUAGAAAUGUAGUAAAGAAUCAUUGAAUCGGUGAUUGAGUAUAUUUCGAUCGCCAUUACAUCUAUUCUGCAAGGUGAUACAAGCGUUAUUAAAUUAACGGUGCAAAGGUUUAUCCGUGUCAGUGUGUAUCCCACUAAGAAUUCUUUUUUGAAGGUUUGUUUAAUAUUUAUUUGUAAAAAGAACUUAUUUUUCUUUCAAUUUUGGCGGGAGAGCUGGCACGUUGCGUUACCGUCGUAGAAUAGUGAUCUGUCACCUGUCUGUCGCCCCCUGGCCUCGUCGACAUCGUUAUAGGUUUAUGUUUUAACAGUUCUCACCUGUAAAAUUAGCAGUGCAAUAGUGAAAUUCUUGGUGCGCGAUCGAUGUGGACGUAUGACGAUGCGUCACGAAUAGGCGCAUCGGACAUGGAUAGCAGAAGAGCUUGCCCGAGUUACGAAGCCGGGUUCGACGUGUGUGAUCCUCUGGGAUCAGUCCUGGAGUGGUCAGGGCGGGGACCAGCUCGAGUACUAAGGCGGCGGUGCCGCAGUGAGGGUGUCGACCGCUCUCCAUACGAGGAUGCAAGUCGCGAUUCACAUCGUUCCGCGGACGGCAUACCUCGAUAUAAGGCUCUCCCAAAUAAGAGCCACUUCACUUUAAAUAAUUUGACAGAAAUCCAUUUUGAGCGCUUAACACACGAGUGCACCCUCCCUGCUGCUGAGAACGGCGACUUCAUCAUGGCCCAUGAACAAAACAAGCAUAAUGGGUACCAACCAGGAAGAUCAAAAUUUAGAACAAGUCCCACUAGACCCUUACUUGUAACCACAUUAUCAAAUACAAAGUUAGAUGACAGCCGUCUGCCCAAAGUUGAAGAACUGUUAGAAAAAGUGGAUCAAGAGAUGAUGGAGGUCCAAGUUACGAAACAACCACUGAAAUCAAUUCUUAAUAACCCUUUACCCAAGUCGCCUCCUCAGGGUAUACUAAAAAAACCUAAAACUAGGUUAUGUCAAGACUCCAAGAUUAGUUUAGAAGGUCGGCGGAGACAGAGGGCUUCAAGUGAGUCAGAUAAUCUUUACUGCAGCUUUCAUGUUGGAUCACCCAUACCAGGAUAUGACAGUCGGCUGUCAUAUCUUUCUAAUAACAUGAAGCGUGUGAAAGAUAAUUCUGGAACAGGUUACUCAUAUGGUACUGCUAUUGCCACACUUAGUACCACACCUGUGUCAAAAAGCCCACUAAAUUAUGGCAAAGGCAUGAGGUGUACCUGUAAAGAUCAAGUUGUCAUAUCUGCUAAAGAUGAUGUCCACAAUAUGCAUAUUUUGAGAACUACAGCGAUAAACAGUGACACAGUUGGUGAUAUUCCUAUUAUGGAAAUGCCUCGUCAAGACACCCCGACGCCGACCUGCCCAGCGGUGAGUCCAGCGUUACCUGUUAGUUCCGUGACCGCAAUACCUCAACCCAAGAAGUCGGUGAAGACAGUCAAAAAGAAAAUCAAGCCCAAAGUUAAAGUAGGCAAGAUGAAAUCUAGCAGUAAGAUUGAGUGCAGCGUCGUGGAAGAGGCUGACGAUGCACAUAGUAGAUCGCCAUCGCCCGAUACUAUGGACGCGUGGCCCAUGGAAACGGAUGCUGUGUUAUCCGAUUUUGAAAAACCGGAUAGAGCAUCUCCUAUACCUAGGAGGGAAGAGUUAAAUGAACAUAAUUCCGUUACUAAACUAUCGAACAAAUUGAACGGGACUGUUAUUCUUCCUAAAAAGGUUCCGUCGAAAGACAAGAUGAACAAGGAACAGUUGUUCAUUACAACAUUACACACAACAAAUCCUUUCAAAUCGCUACCGACACGCAAAGAAUCUCCCCUUAACCUGCCAGAGUCAAUAUCGAAUUGUUUAAGGCCGUCCCUCUUCCCUCGAGUGCCCCCAUACCUCAGGUUCGUGGGGCACGAGGACACACAACCCCUUAAGAUCCCUAUGGCGAUCCAGAAGCAUCUUAAAUGGAAAUUAACCACAAUAACUCCUAUAGUUGUUAAGAAGACAUUAACUAAUUCAGGGUUUAGAUUGGUCAAGAGUGAGUGUGACACAGCAGAAUGUCCUCAGGAAGAAACAGUAGAAUGGAUCGGUAUAUGGGGAAAACAUAUGAAGUCAUUGAUGUUCAGAGCAAUAAAAGACGGCCAGAAGAUGAACCAUUUUCCCGGCACAUUCCAAAUAGGCAGAAAGGACCGAUUAUGGCGGAACCUGCAAAAACUAGCCGCUAAGUACGGAGUGAACGAGUUUGGUAUUAUGCCUAAGACUUACGUCUUGCCACACGAUCUGAAGUUGUUGAAACACGAUUGGGAGAAACAUGCCGCCAAUAACGAAAAAUGGAUUAUUAAGCCGCCCGCAUCAGCGCGAGGUACAGGCAUCAAAGUAGUAUCCCGUUGGACGCAAAUACCUAAGAAGCGUCCAGUAGUUGUUCAGAGGUAUGUGUCGAAGCCGUACCUCAUCAAUGGGAAUAAAUUCGACAUGCGCCUCUACGUGCUCGUCACGUCCGUGCACCCGCUCAGGAUAUAUUUGUAUAAGGAUGGACUCGCCAGAUUUGCUUCAGUGAAAUACAAUGACGAGUUGACUUCGUUAAACGAUCGGUACAUGCAUUUGACGAACUACUCCAUCAAUAGACUAUCCAAAAACUACACACCAAACGAAGAUUUCGCAGCUUGCGAGGGACACAAGUGGACACUACAGACCUUGUUCCACUAUCUAAAGACUGAAAAAAAUGUUGACACUGAUGCACUGUGGGACUCGUUGAAGGAUCUGGUUAUCAAAACGAUAAUAUCGGGCGAGGCGAGUAUUAGCUCGCUGACUAAAGCCAACAUCACGUCCAGGUACAACUGUUACGAGUUGUUUGGCAUCGAUGUGCUGCUGGACGAAGAUCUCAAGCCGUGGUUGUUGGAGGUAAACAUCUCGCCGAGUCUGCACAGCGCGUCCCCGCUGGACAUCCACGUGAAGGGUCCUCUCGUGUGUACCGUCCUCAACAUCGCACAGUUCCAGGUCCCGCUCAAGACCAACCUCGAAAUGCUCUCUAAGGAUAAACCUAACAAAUUGGCUGGAUUACCAUAUGAUAGCAGAUUAUAUACCAUAUAUUUAUCAAAAGAAGAAAGGGAUAAACAUAUUAUUUAUACAAAUAUGGAAGAUAGAGAUAUGUAUUUGCGUGACAUCCUGUCAACGCUGACGCCGGACGAUGUGCGGCACCUGGUGCAAGCGGAGGACGAGCUCACGCAGGCGGCGGACAUGCAACGCGUGUUUCCCACGGCACACUCGUACAAGUAUCUGCCAUACCUCGCUGGCCCGCGUUACUAUAACCGGCUGUUCGACGCCUGGGAGACUAGAUACGCGGCCAACAGAGAACCAGGCAUCGAGCUCCUCCGCAACCUGUGUGACAUCGGCUACCAUCUGGAGGUGCCGCCCGUGCCGCUCAAGCCGGCGGCGCCUCAGCUGAGCGCGUUGGAUCGUUGCAGAAUGAUGUGGACGCGCCGUCGCCGGCCGCCUCGGAGCGGCCUUCCGUGCCCUCGCUCGCGCCGCUGGAGCGCGCGGCCUCCGCCUCGCCCGUCGCCAGCUGCGCGGCCGCAGCCGCCGCGUCCGUCCCCGCCGCCCCCGCCGCGGCCGCAGCCCCCGCGCCCCGCCUCUGCGGCGACGCCGUGGGCCGGCCGCCGGCCCCGCCCCCACCCCCGCCCACAGUGGAGCCGCGCGCGUAGCGCCGCGCCCCCGGCCCCCGCGCCCGCGCCGCCCGCCCUGCCGGCCCCGCCCGCCCCACCGGCCCCGCCCGCCCCGCCGGGGGGCAAGCGGGGCCCGUGGCCCUCGGCCGUGGACCUCAACCGGAAUGUGCAUUGCGACGCGACCGAGACCGCCAUCCCAAGGGACCGCAGCGCGGGAAUGUUGAAACUAUACUGAUCUUCUUCAAUUUCACCUGUACCCGGUAACUCGGUCGACGCUCGCGUCUCCAAUACACUCGCCUGCGAAAUUGUUGUGUUUUAAUCGUGAUGACGAUCGUGAAACAAAUUUGAUGUAACGAUCAGUGAAUCCUCGGUGUUCACUGUCCGAUUGGCUGGAACGAGCUUAUUUCACAACGUUGUUAGUCCAGUAGUGAUUUUAAUGUGUCUAUUGUAUGUUUAUGUCACUCGAUAACCCUUAUGGGAGACCUUGUUAGGUUUGUCAUGUAGAAGUUACUGUUACAUCCUGCCUCCAUAUCGAUGCAUUCUUGAAUUUUUAACAUUCCUUAGUGACUACUACAGUGCUUCACUUUAACACUUUCAAUCUUAGAACCAUAAUAGCGUAAUUAUUUAGAAAAUUAAAAGUAAUGUAAUAUAAUUAAAUAACUAUAUAGUGUAUACCUUAUCGAACAAUAAGGAACAAGUCACAAGUGAAGAUAUCGAGAUUACAGUGGUUCUAGGAACGGUAAUCCUUUGGAAGUGGAAUAAUUCUAUAUAAGUGAAAUUGCUGUAGUUAGCCCCUAUUGCUCAUGAUACAUAGUAAUACAUAUUUCUCUUCAUGUUAUAAUGAGAUAGUGAAUAAAUUAUAAUAAAAAAGCGAAAACUAGAAAGCAUAUUAGGUAUUUCAUUAAGAAAAUAGAUCGAUACGAUAUUAAUGUUCAAUGUAAUUGUAAACGUAAGACAAAAUUCAAAGAAUGAGAACUAGAUUAUAAAGUUAUGGGAUCGUUGUAGGUUUUGUUGGGUUCCAAUCAUGUUUAAUAAUAAAUUUAUGAUUAUUAUUUUUUUAAAUAUUUAAUUGAUUAUUUUCUUGCAUAAAUUAUUUUAGGUUUUGUGUAAACAAACAUUUCGUUAAUGUAGAAAUCUCCAUAUAUGCAGAUCGAAAUCGAAAUUGCAUUAGCUUGACUUUUUUUUAUAUUUUUUUUUGUCGUCUAUCAAUCCAUAUUUUUAAUAUAUUUUUUAUUUUCCAUAAAUAUGGGUUAAAUAUCGACAAAAAUUUUGGGAACCAUAUAGUAGGAUCACAGUGAACAACAACUAGUGAUCUGAAGUUUCCGUGUUCCCAGUGAUUUCCUCCGUUAAACUCCUAUUUUUUUAAUGGCUAACAUUCGAAUGGUUAAAUGUUGAACCACACCUAUGUUAUCGGCAUAUACUGGCGGGGCAUCAGUUAGGAAUGAUAGGUGAGGACGUAAACAGGUCACAACCCAUCGCGACGCAAUCCACAAGAAUUACCUAAGUUGGUUUCCAAAAGUAACCGCGUGGAG
This is a messenger RNA of Galleria mellonella (greater wax moth), 5458 nucleotides long. Its product is annotated as tubulin monoglutamylase TTLL4-like. Bases 631 to 4161 code for a protein of 1176 amino acids. Gene Ontology annotation, biological process: microtubule cytoskeleton organization; protein polyglutamylation. NCBI's taxonomy places the organism in Eukaryota, Metazoa, Arthropoda, Insecta, Lepidoptera, Pyralidae. Gene Ontology annotation, molecular function: tubulin-glutamic acid ligase activity; tubulin binding. Gene Ontology annotation, cellular component: cilium. The transcript is spliced from 16 exons. The record is from RefSeq and is a predicted model, not a curated record.